This is a messenger RNA of Vespa velutina, 3842 nucleotides long. RefSeq names its product zinc finger protein 510-like. Gene Ontology annotation, molecular function: DNA-binding transcription factor activity; RNA polymerase II cis-regulatory region sequence-specific DNA binding. NCBI's taxonomy places the organism in Eukaryota, Metazoa, Arthropoda, Insecta, Hymenoptera, Vespidae. Bases 176 to 1216 code for a protein of 346 amino acids. The transcript has 8 exons. Gene Ontology annotation, biological process: regulation of transcription by RNA polymerase II. The record is from RefSeq and is a predicted model, not a curated record.
UUUUGACAACGAAAAACUACGUUUACAAAUUAUAAAUUGCUGUUCUAUAGAGAUAUCAGAAAACGAUAUAUUACCUAAAUUAAUAUGUAUAGAGUGUAUUACAAAAUUAGAAGCUUUUCACGAAUUUAGAAAAGAAUGUAAAAAAUCUGAUAAUGCAUUACGUGAAUAUUAUAAUAUGGAAUUAAAUGUUGGGUUUAAUUUAAACAAUAUUAAAAUAUAUCAGGAUAUUUAUGUACAAACGGACAUAACAAAUGCAACAUUUUUUCAAAGAAUGGAAAAGCCUUCUUUAUCCACGCAAGUUAAAAAAAUAGAAAAACAAAAUAAUUUCAAUAUGUAUUUUAAUACUAACGAUGAUCAUAAUCAAGAUGACAAUGCAAUAAUUAGCUCUAAGUAUUUAGAUCAUGUAGUUUCAAAUAGUUCUGAUAGUCAGAAUUCUUUUGAAACUAAUGAUAAGCCACAAUUACAAUACAAGUGGACAGCAAGUAUGAGAGACUUAGAAACUGUCGGUAUAAGAAAAAGCAAUCGUUUAAAAAAUAGACAGAUUUCUACAUGUAAUCUUUGUAAAACAGAAUAUACAUCUAGAAAAGCAUUACUCGAGCAUACCAAACUUCAUAUCAAUGAAAAAAAUAUCAAGCAAAAAUGCAGUAGAAUAUUUAAGUGUGAAAUAUGCAAUAUGUCAUUUAAUAAAAAACUCAAACUCAAUUUGCACUUGCGCAUACAUGGUAAAGUACCAUCUAUAAAAAAUAAAAAACAAUAUUUAUGCGAUGUUUGUAGUAAAACUUUUGUAUCUAAAUCUGGAUUACAAAGGCAUCUAAAAACUCACAAUGAUUCCAAACCAUAUGCUUGUGAAUUUUGCAAUAAAACUUUUAUUAUACUCAGUUACAAAAAGAGACACGAAAAAACACAUAACGGCAAUAAAGAUUUUGUAUGCCAUAUUUGCAGUGCAGCAUAUGCAUCUCCUAAUGGAUUCAAGUAUCAUUUAAGACUUCAUACGGGAGAAGCUAAUUAUCCUUGCGAGGUAUGUGGUAAAUCUUUCAGAAGAAAAAGAUACUUAAAGGAACAUACUUUUACUCAUACAGGAGAGAAACCAUUUGUCUGCAAAAUAUGCGGAUCAGCUUAUGCUAAUUCUGGUACUCUUUUUGUACAUGAGAAAAAAUGCAAAUUUAGACUUACUCGUGAUAAUACUGUAUCUAUGAGGAAGGAAGAACUCAAAUGAAACUUGAAAAAGUUUUAAAUAUUACAUAAUUUCCUAAGUACCUGAAUUUUAUAGUUAAUAUGUGUCUUCCAAGGUUGUUCUUUGUCUAAUUUAUCAAAUAUCUAAAAUGUAUUCAAUUUAUUUAAAUUAAAAAUACUUAUAUAUAUAUACAUUUAUAUAUAUUACAUAUAUAUAUAUUUACUUUCACUCUGAUCCUGUUUGUAACUUUGUAUUAAGUUCGAUUAUAUCGUCUGGCAUCGCAUGCAUUCAGCUAUACAAUAAAUUUAUUUACAAUGGACUUAAUACAAUUCUUUGGUAUUAGAAUAGCGAAGAAUUGAAUGUCUUGCAAAUUACAUAAAAUAAAUAAAUAUUUCAAGUUUUUGCAAGUACGUGAAAAUAAUAUUAACGUUGUCGCCUAUUGAAUUCUGACAUUCAAUUUUGCGAAAAAAAAUGAAAGAAAGGCUGCUAAUAUCAUAAUUAGUUGGCCCUUAAUAGCAAAAUCGAUUAAAGGUAGAAAAUGAAUCCAAGAAAAUUAUCGGCAGUUCUGUUUUCUUUGUAUCGCCAUUUCUGAGGAAGCGAUAGCCAUCCAUUCAUUCGUGUUAGAUUUAAACCAACACUGAAGGCCAUAUUGUUCUGAUAGGACAAUGCGUCGGUUGCAUUUCCGGAAUAACCGGAAACACGGAGCUUAUAACCGGAUUCUUCGGUAUCAACAUUGAAGUAUUCAUAUUCUGCGUGCCAAUGUGUACCAUAUAUAUCCAUCAGAUCGAUUUUCAACCUGCUGCAAUUGUCUCGGGUACGAUCGAAUUCGAUCAUACCGUCGAUGCGUCUUGAGAUAACGAUCCAUCCCUUAUGACACGAGGCUAGUAACGGUGCACCUGGACCAGGUGCAAGGAGAGUAAGGCCAUCUCUUUCGUCGCAAUUACCUGGUAAGGCAUCGACGAUCAAGCGAUACUGAUCUUCCACCUGCUCAAGCUCUAUCCGAUCCAUUACCAUCGACCUUGUCCUCCAAUGUCUGUACAGUUUCAAACAAUUCAACCAUCGUUUCGCUAAGUUUACUGGUCGAGGACAAUUCUUUACUCAUAUUUUUCAAAAGUAGAGAUAAUUGUUCCUGAGCGGUCUCCAAAUUAGCUACACGACUAUUCAAAUUUAUGAGACGUUCCUCUAUACGAUGUACCAAAGGUCUCGAAUAGCUAUGCCUUUUCCUAUUUUCGUGCAGCACUUCAUUUUUGAUUUCAUUGUCUUUGCGUAACUUGUCCUCGUGUCGAUGAACGGAAAACCGAUGGGAUCUGUGCUCGUUUGGUGUGUCGCAUUUCAAUGAUUUCAAUUCGAUCUGCAUAGUACCGAUCUAAACAAACAAAAAGAAACUAAAUUAAUUAGAUAAUUAAAUAUUGCAAAUAUAUAAGUGAAAGAUAAAGAGAAAUACGAUGAUGAAUCGAGUGGAAGUGUUCGAAAAAAGAGAUGAGAAUGAUUAUUGGAAUGCCCAAAAAGAAAAAGGAAAAAAAAAAGGAAAGGAAUACGAAACAUCUGCUUUUGUCGAAAGAGCGCAACGAACCACGACACAUACUGGGCCUACGUGGUAUUUAUUAACAUGGGUGGAACGAAGAGGGCAUCGCAAGUGAAGGGCCUGUAGAGAGGGAGGAGAGAGGGGUCGAUGCUGCCAAACGAAUGGAACGCCGGAAUGAAGGGGGCCGAUAUAGCGAGGAGCCAACGGCGGCAGCUGCCGGCCGGUAAAACGAGAAACAGAAAUGGGGAGCCACCGGUUGCCGGCUGUACGAACACGGCAGGUGCGGGACAGCUUGCUGGCACGUUCCUUCAUAGCUGUGAUGUCGAUGCGAAUUGUCCCCAGGGCAGCUUCGAACUUGGCAAUGCGACCACCAAGAUUACGAAUGCCUCUUCCUACCUCGGCAACGUCACCCUUCAAAAGGGAUAGCUCGCUUCGCAUCCUUGAUCUUUCUGCUAAUUCCUCACUGGCAUUUCUUGUUCUUAGAACUUCGGCGACUUCGCUCUGCAACUCGGUUACUGCACUACCUAACCAUCUCACCCUCAAACGCUCGUUUUUCGCCUCGUUGCCACUUCCGCCUCUUAGCUCAUUUACUUCUUUUCUGUAACGACCGUAACAAUAGAAAAUAGAAUUGAUUUUUCUUGGUAUCAAUUUGUUAGUUAAAUUUUCUUAAAUUAUCUCUCUCCCUCUUUUUCGUUUCAUCUCUAUCUCUAUUUCUAGUGAGUUGAACGCUUUCUGAAUUCAUCGAGCAUGCAUGUUUCAUUAGAAAACUUAGUACGCAGACGAGUUAAAGAUUAAUGAGUAUAAGAGGUCAUUGCUAUCUAUAGAAAGGUUUAUCGGGGGAUGUUUGUUUUUUUUUUUUGUUAUUAUUGUUUGACAACGCACACGUAUCGAUUUGUAUGAAUUUUCUUUUCUCUCUUUCUUUUUUUUUUUUUUUUUUUUUUUUAUUACAUAAAUAUACGAACUUACACCAUAUAAGAAAAUAAAAAAUCAACAAGGUGGUAGCUUGCUUGCUUGGUUGUCCGCGCGUGCUAUCGAUCGUACGAGAAUUGAAAAGAGUUACGAUCACAAAAAGAAAAGAAAAAGUAGAAAAAAUAUAGAAGAAAAAAAAAAAGAAAAAAAAAGAAUGGAAAGGUCUGUUUCUCA